Molecule: messenger RNA, 2945 nt
Organism: Ilex paraguariensis (yerba mate)
Lineage: Eukaryota; Viridiplantae; Streptophyta; Magnoliopsida; Aquifoliales; Aquifoliaceae
Source: the annotation of a GenBank genome assembly
CUUUUACUGCAUUUUGGAGGUGGCUUAUAUUGCAGAAUGGGUGAAACUGGGAAGCGAGCUCGCUUUCAGAGGGACAGGGACAAUGACUCGGACAAGAAGCAUCAGAAGAGAUGGACAGAUAGAGAUGACAGAGGCAAUGACGAGGUGGUUGUAUAUAGAAUAUUGUGUCCAGAUGGGUUUAUUGGGAGUGUGAUUGGAAAGAGUGGGAAAGUGAUAAAUUCGAUCAGGCAAGAGACUAGGGCGAAGGUUAAAGUGGUGGAUCCAUUUCCUGGUGCUAAGGAUAGGGUGCUAACAAUCUAUUGCUAUGUUAAGGAAAAGGAAGAUGUUGAGGUUGAUGAGGAAUUCAAUGAUGAGGAACCUCUUUGUCCUGCCCAGGAUGCACUGCUCAAGGUGCAUGUGGCAAUUGCAAAUGCUGUUGCUUCUGUUGGGGAUUCAGAUAAAAAGCGAAAAGAUAGAGAGGAUUGUCAACUUCUUGUUCCAUCUAGCCAGUCUGCAAAUAUUAUUGGGAAAUCUGGGGCUACUAUAAAGAAACUGAGAAGCAAGACAAGGGCAAACAUUAAGGUUACCCCAAAAGACGCCAGUGACCCCACUCAUUCAUGUGCCUUGGACUUCGACAACUUUGUUUCGAUAAGUGGCGAUUCAGAUGCAGUGAAGAAAGCUCUGUUCGCAGUUUCUGCCAUCAUGUACAAGUUCACUCCAAAGGAGGAGAUUCCUCUAGAGACUUCUGUACCGGAAGCCCCUCAUAGCAUCAUUAUCCCUUCAGAUGUUCCCAUCUAUCCUGCGGCUGGACUAUAUCCUAACGUGGAUCCUAUUGCAUCUUCCAGAUCUGUUACUUCCAUUUUAGGUCCUACGCAUGUACCAGAACUAUCAAGCUAUCCUGAUACAGGCAGCACAUGGCCAGUUUAUUCAUCUGCCCUUCCUGUGGUUUCUGGGUUUGGGGGUGCAUCUCGAUCUGAGGAGUUAACUAUAAAGGUGUUGUGUCCCUUUAACGUGAUUGGCCGUGUAAUUGGCAAGGGGGGGAGCUCCAUUAAAAGUGUCAGGCAAGCUAGCGGUGCUCGGGUUGAAGUGGAUGAUACCAAGACGGAUCGUGACGAGUGUGUCAUCACUGUUAACUCAACAGAGUCGCUGGAUGAUCUGAAAUCCAUGGCAGUUGAAGCUAUUUUACUGCUGCAAGAAAAGAUAAAUGAUGAAGAUGAUGAUACUGUUACUAUCCGGCUCCUUGUUCCAUCUAAAGUUAUUGGGUGUAUUAUUGGAAAAAGUGGUUCAAUCAUAAACGAAAUUCGGAAAAGAACUAAAGCUGAUAUCCGUAUCUCAAAAGGUCAAAAGCCCAAGUGUGCUGAUAGCAAUGAUGAACUUGUUGAGGUGGUUGGAGAAGUUGGUGGUGUGAGGGAUGCACUCAUUCAGAUUGUUUUGAGACUCCGAGAUGACAUUUUGAAAGAUAGGGAGGCUGGUCGGAAUCCAUCUGCUGGUGCUGAUUCGUUCUACUCUGGUGGCACUGGUCUUUCACUGCCUUCAGUUUUGCCCAGUGUACCUCCAGUUGCUCCAAUGAGUUAUGAGCAGAGGGCUGAAACUGGGAGUGGGAUGGGCUUACUUUCCUCAAGUAGUCUCUAUGGAUAUGGAUCCUUGUCGGUGGGAGAUGAUGGCUAUGGCGCUUUGUCUUCAUAUUCAUCGAAGCUGUAUGGAGGGUUGCCUCCACCCUCAACCCUAGAGAUGAUUGUCCCUGCAAAUGCAGUUGGUAAAGUUAUGGGUAAAGGUGGUGCGAAUAUCGAGAAUAUCCGCAAGAUAUCUGGAGCUGCCGUGGAGAUAUCUGACUCCAAAUCUUCCCGAGGUGAUCGUGUGGCUCUAAUAUCUGGAACACCUGAGCAAAAGCGUUCAGCUGAAAACUUGAUUCAGGCAUUUAUAAUGGCCACUUGACUUAUGAAGAUUCUGCGUCUUAUGUGAAGGUGAACUUUGUGUUAAAUCUUGGGGCCUUCUUCAAGAGUUUCGUCUUUGUAGUUCAUCUAGGUUUUGGUUGCGGAGAUAUGUGUUCCUUAGGUUUCUUCUAUUGGACUCUCGGUUCUUCUGUGUGCAGGAAGAUUUAAUCAUGGCUCUAUUUUGGGGAUAUAGGUUUAGCCUUAUGUUGCUUAAUAGGAGGCUCUACUCAUCUGCGGUUGUCUUAGAACUUAAUAGGAUCUUUUCUUUCCUAUCUAGUGUUUUAAUCAGUUCUUAUCCCUGGUUAGUGGUGGAUUCCAUCUUAUUUCCAAGGUUGCUAAAUUCUAUACAUUUGAUGUUCUUGCCAGAAUACUCUGCUGAUCGUAAUUGUCAAACUCAUAAUGCGGAUUUUUUUAGUGUUUUUGCCAUUCACUCCUCCUGAUCUCAGCUUCUUCAGAAGGAUCUUCUGAUUCUUCUCAAUCAAUGAUGCAUGCUUCAAUGCGGUUUGGUAUUUUCUCUCCUUGAUACUUUCCUGCCUUGGUGGAUAUUUACAAAUUAGAGUUACGAACUUCAUCUUCUGAUAGUUGAUAUGCUACAUAUGCUUGAGGCAUUGAAUUGUUACCCUUAAUUUGCUUUCUAAUCUAUUGCUUUGCUAUUUCACAAAUCAAACACUACAGUUUUGUCAUGAAAAUUGCAGGUUCCCAUAGUUAUAGACAGAUUCCGCGGCUUCUGAGGAAUUCCCUGUUCGUUAUGUUAGAUCUAAUCUUGUGCCUCUUAUGCGAUUCCAUGCUCUUCAUCUGUUGCUUGGCUAUUUCACUAACCAAACACAAUAGUUUUGUCAUGAAAUUUGCAGGUUCCCAUAAUUAUAGACAGAUUCAUCUGCUUCUGUGGAAUUCCUUGUUCACUAUAUUUUAUCUAAUCUUGUGCCUCUUAUGAGAUUCCAUGUCUUUCAUCUGAAAAUCCGUCAGCAUGUUUUAUAUUAUGGCCUUCUCAGAACCUAAUCUAUUAAUCCUUUUUAUUUUUUCUACUCUAAG